Messenger RNA from Neohortaea acidophila, 972 nucleotides. Its product is annotated as S-adenosyl-L-methionine-dependent methyltransferase. Lineage: Eukaryota; Fungi; Ascomycota; Dothideomycetes; Mycosphaerellales; Teratosphaeriaceae. Gene Ontology annotation, biological process: peptidyl-lysine dimethylation; peptidyl-lysine monomethylation. The record is from RefSeq and is a predicted model, not a curated record. Gene Ontology annotation, molecular function: protein-lysine N-methyltransferase activity. The transcript is spliced from 2 exons. Gene Ontology annotation, cellular component: cytoplasm. Bases 210 to 956 code for a protein of 248 amino acids.
CAAAAGCUCACCAAGUUUGGGGCGAGGUCGAGCACAGCCAGGCAGCCACUGUGGGAAGACGCACGCUAAACUGCUUUCGGCUUCAAUCAACGAAAUGAGUAGAGCGCGGGCAUGUGCUGUCGGCCUGAGGCAGCAACUUACACGGCUUCAACGACGUGAAAGAAAUAUGGUGGGCGAACAAUUUCGUAUGAGCACCGCAGGUCCACCCAAUGGACACCAACGAACCCCUGCAACCCAGUGACUUGGGCACAAAAGAGUACUGGGACGAACUGUAUACACGAGAAUCACACAAUCACGCCGAGAACGAAGACGACGAAGGCACAAUCUGGUUCUCCGAGAGCAAUGCCGAGCGCGUCGUAACCAGAACUCUCGCGAAGCUUGCGGACCAUGGCUUCUUGAGUCGAGAGGGAGAGCGGGCUUCGCGCUUUCUGGAUCUAGGGACCGGGAAUGGACAUAUGCUUUUCUCACUUCGUGAGGACGACGAUGAAGAUGAAGGUCCUUGGAUGGGGGAGAUGGUUGGCGUGGAUUAUAGCCAAACUGGCAUUGAGCUCGCUCGACGGAUAGCGGACACCAGCACAACGGGGGAAGCAUUGCGUUUUGAAACGUGGGAUCUCCUCACCCAAGACCCUGGCGACUGGUUCCAGGACGGCUUUGACGUGGUGCUCGACAAGGGCACCUUUGAUGCGAUUUCCCUGGCGCAGCACGACGACGGCUCAAGCCAUCCUUGCGAGGUGUAUCGAGAUAGAGUCGAGAGGCUGGUCAGGCCGGGUCAAUUCCUCCUGAUCACUUCAUGUAAUUGGACGAGGGAUGAGUUGGUGAGGUGGUUGGCGCCAGAUGGUAGCGGAGAGCUGGCUUUUUAUGAUGAGGCAAAGUACCCGACCUUCAUGUUUGGGGGAAAAGCCGGGCAGAGCGUUGUUACUGUAGUCUUUCGAAGACGUGCAGCUGAUCCAAAAUAACGAAAAGACAGCAGGG